UCAUUGGCGCUCUGGACAGCGCUAAAUGGUCACCGGUGGCCGCUUCCUCGUCGUUAAUGGUGCUGCUUUCGCCGGCGAUGCGCCGCCGGUGACCGCUUUCCUCGAAACCUUCUCCGGCGCUUACACUACAACCCGCACACACGCCGAUGCCUCGCUUCUUCUCUUCUGGGAUCGCCACCUCGGCCGUCUCGGAGAAUCAGCACGGAUUCUCGCUGAUUCCAAGCCGGAAUUCUUCAACUCCGGCGGUAAGAGAACUAUGGCCUUCCCGUCGAGCUCCGGGCUUGAAUCCUUGGUCCACGAAUCGAUGCGGGUGGGACUUCGGCUGGCGCUGAGCGAGCGGAGCCGCGCUGGUUCGAGGGAUGAACUAGCGAUUACGGCGCUUGUCCGAGGGCGAGAAGACGAUGGGGGAAAACUCGAUGUUUACCUUCAUUUAGGGUUUUACGUUCCGCCGGCGUUCGGAAUCGGGGCGCAUCUGGCUGUUGCCGGAUCGGGGAGAGAGGUUGCUGAAGCGAAGUAUUCGGAUUGGGCUCGGAUUCGCAAGCAAUUGGAGAAGAUGAGGCCGCCUUCGGUGACGGAGCUCUUGUUGUCCAAUGAUGGAGAUCACAUUCUUGAAGGAAGUCUGACGAAUUUCUUCAUUGUGGUUCGCAAAGUGGUGAGUGCUUCUAGGGAUAGAUCUCACAUUGAUGUAGAGAGGGAUUCUAUGUUUGAGGUACAGACUGCUCCUAUAUGUGAUGGGAUACUUCCAGGAGUGAUACGUCAGUUAGUAAUUGAGGUUUGCUCGGAUAUGGGAAUCCCAGUGAAGGAAGUUGCACCAUCAUGGUCAGAACAUGAGCUUUGGGAGGAGGCAUUUGUUACAAGUAGCUUAAGGUUGGUACAGUUUGUCGAGACAAUUCAGGCUCCAACCACAUGUGAAGAUUUGCAGUCAAGAACCUGGAAGGAUGUGUCAUGGGUCCAAAAACGAUUUGAGGGUGCAGGGCUCAUCACCACCAAAAUACAGAGGGAAAUAACGAAAAGAGCCGGAGCCAGUUGCUGCCAAACAAGCAACAUUCUCUAACGACAA
Dioscorea cayenensis subsp. rotundata (Guinea yam) is the source of this 1060-nucleotide messenger RNA. RefSeq lists its product as uncharacterized. Gene Ontology annotation, molecular function: catalytic activity. Lineage: Eukaryota; Viridiplantae; Streptophyta; Magnoliopsida; Dioscoreales; Dioscoreaceae. The transcript has 7 exons. Bases 26 to 1054 code for a protein of 342 amino acids. The record is from RefSeq and is a predicted model, not a curated record.